UGCGAUUUUGGCUUAAAUAGCAACGCUCUUCUUGCCGAAUAACGCAACCGAGAAUUUGUGUAUGCAAUAGUUUUACAAAAAUCAUUCCGAACCUAACGAAAAAAAUAUAUUUCAUUGUGUUUGUUUAUUAUAAAAUUAUUGUAAACUUAUCAAAAAUAUAUUUUGUUGGUUUAGGCUAAAUUAAAUUGCGUUUGCUAUAAUAAGGUUAGGUAAGUUUUCUAAGGUUCUCUUGGUACAAAAAUAUAUUCUUUUUAUUGCCAUAAAUGUAUAUAUACAUUUAUGAUAGUUGGGAGGUGGUACCACCUCUAGAACUGACUGGGGACCCACAGGCUCAGAGAAGAGAAAAAACUAACCUCAGAAAAAACUCUGGAAGGAGAACAACAAGCAGAUCACAGAUCUUACAUCUGAAAUAGUACCUCAACCGACUGCCCGGCGGUGGGUAGUGUGUCCUACUAGCUAUCAGACAAAAUAAGUUUUCUGGAAUAAUUUAGCAUCCUUCAUCAUUUUGCAAUAUUACAAAAUUUUGUAUAUAUUCUGAUUAGUAUAUCUCUCCUGAUGUGUAUGCACUGAGAUCAGUAGCCGUAUAUACACUUGGAAGGGUGUAUAUCCUAGUAUGUAUACACUUAAAGUUCAGGUGACAUGCAGCCUUAAUGAUAAGCAUUUACAUUAAUAUUUUGGUGAAAUUUGGAGUGACUUAUGGUAUAUUUGUAUAUAAAUGAUAAGGAAGCCUGUCUACAAGAGUCUCGUUUUUGUUCAGCUGAUAGUGAACCGAGAAACGAGCCUUCUGUUAAGUGAUCUAUACAGGUUUAACUCUUCAUAUAAGUACAGUAUAAUGAUAAAAAUAAUAACAGUGAUUAACUUAGGUUACACCUGAAGGAGUGAGACAACGGGAUGACUACUACAGCACCUAGUGAUCUUUCUGGAGUGAGACAACAGAAUGACUACUACAGCACCUAGUGAUCUUCCUGGAGUGAGACAACAGAAUGACUACUACAGCACCUAGUGAUUUUCCUGGAGUGAGACAACAGAAUGACUACUACAGCACCUAGUGAUCUUCCUGGAGUGAGACAACAGAAUGACUACUACAGCACCUAGUGAUCUUCCUGGAGUGAGACAACAGAAUGACUACUACAGCACCUAGUGAUCUUCCUGGAGUGAGACAACAGAAUGACUACUACAGCACCUAGUGAUCUUCCUGGAGUGAGACAACAGAAUGACUACUACAGCACCUAGUGAUCUUCCUGGAGUAAGACAACAGAAUGACUACUACAGCACCUAGUGAGCUUCCUGGAGUGAGACAACAGAAUGACUACUACAGCACCUAGUGAUCUUCCUGGAGUGAGACAACAGAAUGACGUUAAGGCAGCAUCUAGUGCUCUUCCUGGAGCGAGACAAUGGUUUCUUCAGCACCUAGUGCUCUUCCUGAAGGAGUGAAUCCAGGAAAUAAUAAUAGGAAAUCUUUGUCAGUGGUCUCAACUAUCCCACUCACUCAGCCUGACGUAAAGGGAUAUGUAUAGAAUCAAGGACUACAAGACUGGGUAAAUCCUUCGCCUUCACCUUCUACACAAAACGAGUGAGUGUUUUAAGAUCUGAGCACCGACUGUGAACUGUAACAAUCUACACAUCGCCAAAAAUAAAAUUAAAUGCAAAACAUGAAAAUACGUCGUUUGGUUUUACACUCGACGCAAAAUUUGUGGGAAUGUUGAGUCUGAGAUCAAUUGCGUCUCGGUUGAUAUAGCUCUUUCUAAAUGUAAAUUUCAUCAGAACUAUUUUUGAAUGCGAAAAAAUCAUGAAUUCGGAUGACAACUCAAUGGUAAAUGAUCAAGAAAUGUCGAAGUAUUUUACUUACAGUGACAUUAUCAGUUCCGAAAAAAUAUACUCUGUUAAAAAUAACUCAUAACUACUGUAACUUGCCUAAAUACAACUAUAACUUGCUAGAUAGUUGGUGUUUUAAGAAACUUAUAAUCACAUGUAAGCUAUAUUGUAAGGUUUUUGUGAUUGAAUUCAUGACUGAAAACGUCAUUACUAGUGUUUCCGGUUUAAAAAAAUGUAUUUUAUUUUUUAUAUUCAUUACUGCUGUAACUUGUUUAACCUUUAAAAGUCUUGGGUUUCAUAAUGAAGCUAUUAAAGUAGCUAAGACUAUAAUUAUUACUACUGCUGCUACUACUACUACUACUACUAAUACUACUACUAUUACUACUACUAUUACUACUACUAUUACUACUACUACUACUACUACUACUACUACUACUACUACUACUACAACUACACUACUACUACUAAUACUAUAACACCACCACCACUACUACUACUACACUACUACUACUACAGUUAUUACAUUCAUGGGAGCUCUAAAGCAGUAAGGAGUCAUAAAGUAUUUUGGGGAAUACAAGGCAAUCAAGUUCGACUCAAGGAAGCAAAGGAUAGAUCCUUCCCUUGAAUUAAGAACAAGGCUGACCAAGACAGGUCAACCAAGCGGACGUAUGAAAUUAGGUUGACUGGUUGGUGCAGGGACUGCCUAGUACCGCUGGAAGGAAGGGGUGAAGAUGGUAUUGAGUGGUAAAGACUUUACCACACAAUAGACAUGUGUGAUAUAUUAACCCUUUGAGCAAGUUAGAUGAGAGUGGAGACAAGCUGCUUUUUUCAGAGUUUAUAGUGUUUUUGGAGUGUCAGAAAGAUAAUAUGUACUAUGGGAUUCAGGAAAAUUGGUUUGGCGGUCUUGAUUUUUAAAGGCAAGAAGUAUGAUGCACUUUGUAAGUGGGAAUGUUAUGGUUGGGUGGACCACCACAGAAUUAUGAUGUGGGAAUAUUACAAUUAUGUGGAUCAUCAAUGAAUCAAAUCAUGAUUCGGGAAUGUCGGGUGAGUCAUCACUAGUCAUCAAUAGAUCAUGCAGUGAGUUUGCCUCUGGAAAAGCAGCUAGAGGCCAAGUGGUAAUGAAUAUGCUUUCUUAGUCGUAUCAUCAUGAGAGUGAGAAAGUUGUGGCGUGUAAGUGGGAAGGAAGUGGGCGCGAGACAGGUUAGGCGGCACCUGAGCCGCAAUAAUGUACCAGUCAGCCCUAAGCGGCCACUCAAUGAGCGUCAGUGUAGUGGCGCUCCCGACUGAAUGGAAUCGCUGUUCUCAUUAAUGAGGCUAGAGUGACUUUGUGAAGUUUUCUUGUUCCGGAGAACAAUGGAUGUCAUCACUAUUAUCAUCAUAGUGUGCUUUGCAGUGCCGAGCUAUGGAUUACGUUACACUGAUCUCGAGGUUAUAGAAGCUGCUUGCUCGCCCUAUAAUUCAUGUGAACGUGAUAAACCUGUGUCUAUCCCUGACUGGCAUAAUGAAAAUUGCUUAUGUGAUGAAAUGUGUGCAGAGUUUGGUGAUUGUUGCCUUGACUCCCCGUAUUAUAACUUGACAGUGCAUAAAUACAAUGUAAACAAGUACCAGUGUAUCAGCUUGGUACAAUACGGGGACAUCUAUAUGAAAGGGACCUGUCAAGAAGGUUGGCAGGACGAAGAAGUGUCUAAUCAGUGUCUCUCCGGCUCACCUGCCUCUGCCGGUAGAGAAGACCCGGUUGGUAAUCUGCCAGCCACUAGCCUGGCCUCCUCCCGCACCUACACCAACUACUAUUGCGCUAUCUGCAACAACGACACCCACGCUCUGAGGGUGUGGUCGGCGCGCUGGGAGUGUGGAACUCUCAGCAAAUAUAGCCAGAACUUGACCCAGGAAUACGUGAUCUCCAGACUAGUGUUCAACAGUUAUGAAUGGGGAGUGAACCUGGAUAAUAAUGGGGCAGUAGAAUUUCAAAAAUGUUCUAUACUCCCUGUAAGACCGGAAGAAUUGAUUAAUGUAACUAGAAGCUGCACUCCAGCAAUUAAAACUUGUGAAAGAGAGUGGGAAGGCACUGAAGUGGCAGAUUCGUGUCAGUCCUAUACGGCUGUGGUGUAUAACCAUACAUUGCCUUACAAAAACCCACACUGCGCUAAAUGUAAUAAUGUCAGUCAAGAACAACUUAAUUGUAUGAGCCAAGACCUGUUAAGGAUUGGAAAAAAAACAUUUUUUAGCUCACAAGCCUUCUCUCUCUUAUUCGACUUUCACGAUUCCAGCGGCAGUAACACUGUAGGAUCUACUUCAUCUUGCCAGAGUUCUGAAAUAUGGGACCACUUCUUUGGAAAGUGUAGGAGCAUUGUAUGUGGUAAACCGAAUCAUGUGUUUAAAUAUGGCAAAUGUGUUCCAAACGACAGUGGUUUCAAUGCCACCGUAAAUACCGAUCCCAACACAACUCCCUCUCCCACAACAUCAACCGAUAGUGCUGUUAUUGGUAAGAACAACACUCCCAUUAUCUUCCCGGAUGUUAACGGAUCCAUCAUCUUCCCCGGCGAUACCAGUUACAACACGUCGGUAUAUACCACUUCACCGCUACCCACCACAUUCUCUGUCUCCAACACGGCUGUAUCGUCGAAUGAAUCUUACAAAUUUCUUGACUGCAACAAGAUAGUGUUAUCUCACGAUGAAUUCGUCAUGUAUGAGAACAGAACCGUGCUUGUGGAGCCUUACAAUCGAAGCUACAUAAUGGGGGAAUAUGAGUUGACAGAAGGUGGCGUCUUGGUGUGCUCGCCACAGACACCAACAGAAAAGUUCUCCCAGGUGAUGGGUUGGGUGACACUGGCAGGACUUGGGCUGUCCUGUCUAUGUCUUCUGCUUCACUUAGCAGUCUUUCUUCUAGUAGCGGAGCUUAGGAACUUAUCUGGAAAGAACCUGGCAUCUCUUUGCUUGGCUCUUCUAAUUUCUUAUAUUGUCUUCAUCUUUAAUGUGUUCGUCAAACCAGGUCAGGAGUGCUUUGUUUUAGCUGCUGUUAUGUAUUACUUUUUCCUUUCAUCCUUCACUUGGAUGAACGUAGUAGCUUUCGAUAUCUGGUACACUUUCCACCAAACCAAAACAGAUUUACGAGUGAUUAGUGGGAAACAACGGCAGAAAUUCCUGAUGUAUUCUCUGUACAGCUGGCUAUUACCAGCCGUCGCUGACCUCAUCGUUGUCAUGGUUGACAUUAAAAAACCUUCUGGCAUCCCAGACGAUUACCUUCCCAUCCUGGGCCAACGCUGGUGCUGGUUCGGUCAUCGCAAGGCCCUGCUGAUAUUUUUUGCCAUUCCUAUAGUAGCUAUCAUUGUCGUCAAUUGCGCUUUUUUCAUAAGUACUGCGAGAAUAAUUGCAGAAACCACCCUCUCUACCUCAGCCAUGACGACCAGUCCACACCAUAAGAACCAAUACAAGCUAUACAUGAGACUGGCCGCUCUUAUGGGAUUUACAUGGAUCAGCGGCAUCGCAGCUGGCUACUUAGACUUGGAAGCUGUCUGGUACAUCUUUGUGGUACUCAAUACACUGCAGGGAGUCUUCAUCUUCCUGGGUUUCACCUGCAGGACCAAAGUUUGGCGGGCAGUGAGUUUCACCUGCAGACACCUCAUGCAGCUUGGAGCUUCACUUGUGGUGGGUCAUGGCCGCUCUGGUAGUACCACUGUGGAGCUUAAUGAUACUCCCAAUCAUCACUCAUCCCCAGUCACCACUCUUGACGGAAGUUAGUUGCCCUCAGUGGGUACUAACUACACUCCACUACCAUCACCUCCUCCAGCAUUCAUCCAUGCCUCGUGUCUUUAGUCGUACCAUGACGUUCAUCACUUCUAUCGGCGGAUAUGGAUCCACAGGAAACUUGCAUCCACAUACGACAAACUGUACUUGUAAAAUAUAGACUAAUUAUUAAUUGCCAGAUGUCAUUGUGUAUGCCAGAUUUCAUCACUUGCAUUAGAUAGUAAAACAUGUGGCUGUCAUGUCACUCGUGUUAAUUAUAAUCAGUGGUGCUAUCAGUAGACAAUUAUAUUAAACGUAGAUGUUAUCCCCUGUGGUAGAUGUUAUCAUCUAUGUUAGAUGUUAUUAACGUCUGUGCUAGGUACUCUAGUGUCAUAAAUUCGCCUGUAUUAGGCGUGCAAUAACCUCGAUAUCGAGACUACAAGAAUUUAAAUUGGGCCAUCAAGUUUAUUAAAUGUUAUAUUAUUACUUGUGACAGACAUUGUCACCUGCUGUAACUGUAAUCUAUGUCAGAUGUUAUUAAAUAUGAUAAUGUAACCUGUGUUAAAAUGUGUAAAAAUCUCAUAAUCACCUUUGUUCCUGUCAGUCGCCUAAAAUGCUACUUUUAAACUAUAUUGAUGAUGUUAGCUUUGGUAAGUACUCUGAUCAUAUUUUUUUUUAAUGUGUAAGGUGCCAUUCAUAUGCAUUAAUGGUUUAAUUUUGGUUUGACCUCAAACUACCAUGGUCGACAUUAUUGAAUUAUCUCUUCUAAAUCAUGCAUAAAGUCAAAAGUAUCUACAUCAUUGAUGUUUAAAACACAUGUGCAACAGUUGGGUAUCUUUAACUACUACACCUGCUGCCUCUGUAUUUGACUGGAGAAGCCUACUGUUUAGGCAAAAUCUUUCAAUGCUAAAGACACCUGACUGUUUCACAUGUGUCUUAAAAAUCAGUUUGUCAGUAUUUUAUACCAUUUUCAAUAUCUAAAUCGUGACCAAACUUAUUACUGUGAGAAGUAAGGUCUUCUCCAGGUGUUUGUGAGAACUAAUGUCUUCUCCAGGUGUCCAUGAGAACUAAUGUCUUCUCCAGGUGUCCAUAAGAACUAAUGUCUUCUCCAGAUGUCUGUGAGAGGUAAUGUCUUCUCCAGGUGUCUGUGAGAGGUAAUGUCUUCUCCAGGUGUCUGAAAAGUCAUGUCUUCUUCAGAUGUCUGUGAGAGGUAAUGUCUUCUCCAGGUGCCUGUGAGAGGUAAUGUCUUCUCCAGGUGUCUGUGAAAAGUCAUGUCUUCUCCAGAUGUCUGUGAGAACUGUCUUCUCCAGGUGUCUUUGAGAGGUGAUGUCUUCUCCAGGCAUCUGAGAGGAGUCAUAAAGCAUUAGGGGUAAUGGGAGAGAGUCAUGUGGGAACCAAGAAAGGAGAGGCCAGCUCCCAUUCCUUGGCUCACGAGCCUCUCGCCAGGGUCAUGGAACCUCCCUUGAGGUAUUUGUGUAAAUAAUUCUAUGUAUAUGUAUAUUUGCUAGCCAAAAUGCCAUGUGUAUUUACUCCAGGAAUGCUUGUGUACAUACUAAAUAUAGAUUUACCCAAAUGUAAUCCUGGCCAAGGCUACAAUCAGGAAAAUAACUUUUGUUGUUACUGGUUCACGAAUUUACUUUUUGUUUCUACUGGGUUACGUAUUUACUAUCUUGAAAAAAGUACCAAACCUGAAUAGAUCAUAUAGUGCUAAUUGGUUCAGGAAGCUUACCACAGUAUGGAUGUAAUCAGUUACUCAAACUUGAUAUUAAGAUUGAUGGAUUGAUUACAUCAACUCCAGGCUGAGAGACUGAUUACCUCAAAAUCUUUCUGAUCUUCACCAUUCCUCUUUGUUGGACUGAUGAAGCCACCAUGUGGCAAAACAUUUCUACAAUAAAGAUACCCAAGUGUUGCAAGUGUCUUAAUUUAUCAUCUCGUCAGUUCUCUGAACCAUUUAUCUACUUAGGGCAUCAUUUAAGAGUGACCAAUGUCCUAGGACUGAAAUGUAUCAAAUAAUGAUAUCCUAAAUAUGCACUUUCUUUCCUUUAAUCCAGUUAUCAUCAUUUAAUCCAGUCAGUAUCAUUUAAUCCUUCAGUAUCACAGCAUGCAUGGCUGACUGUGACUAUCUUGUCGAUGUUAACAUUUUUUUAAUUUAGCAGAUAUACAGUGUACUAGUUAAAUUUAUUUAAAGAUGUGAUUUAUUUACUUAUUUUAUUUUAAUCAGAGGAAAGCACUAAGCUCGCAUAGGUCAUAUAGUGCCUGGGAAAUGGAAGCAUUCAGAUCCGAUCCAAGGGAAGGAUAACUCGUUUCUUGGAUCAAGUGCUCCUCACUGGCACCCGUCUUCCUUGAUGUCAAAGUUUUCUUGACUCGCUGAAUGGAGGAUUCGAACAAUUGCAAGUCAAUCCUAAAAUCAGCAGCCCAGUGUGCUCCAUUCAGAGUUGUUUAGAAUUGUGGAAUUACAGUUCUGAGUCAUUUGUAAAAGAUUGUUUAUGGUUGUACUGUAUAUGCAUUGCAUCUUAGCUUGUUGGUUUUAAACAAAAAAGACUUAGUUUUAUUUUGCUUAACUGUUUCAGUUCUUCCCCAUUUGUCUGAUUUCAAAUUCUGCACAAAUAGCUUCAAAAAUAGCUUUAUUCUCUUAUAUACAAGUUUAGACACCUACUAACAAUAUUCAGCAAGAGCAAAGUAUGGGUGGAAAGUUCAUUGCAAACUACCAAGCAUUGUUGCAGUGUGCAUUAAUGUGAUGUUCACAAAGUGCUAAACCCAAAUGGGUCAUAAAACAUAUAA
Cherax quadricarinatus is the source of this 8319-nucleotide messenger RNA. RefSeq lists its product as uncharacterized. Gene Ontology annotation, cellular component: membrane. Gene Ontology annotation, molecular function: G protein-coupled receptor activity. Lineage: Eukaryota; Metazoa; Arthropoda; Malacostraca; Decapoda; Parastacidae. The record is from RefSeq and is a predicted model, not a curated record. Gene Ontology annotation, biological process: cell surface receptor signaling pathway; G protein-coupled receptor signaling pathway.